This is a messenger RNA of Pseudoliparis swirei, 1367 nucleotides long. It is a transcript of the gene nhej1, whose product is annotated as nonhomologous end-joining factor 1. The record is from RefSeq and is a predicted model, not a curated record. Gene Ontology annotation, molecular function: DNA end binding. The transcript has 9 exons. Gene Ontology annotation, biological process: double-strand break repair via nonhomologous end joining. Gene Ontology annotation, cellular component: nucleus; DNA ligase IV complex. Lineage: Eukaryota; Metazoa; Chordata; Actinopteri; Perciformes; Liparidae. The coding region runs from base 210 to 1148 and encodes 312 amino acids.
GGAGUCAGAAUCCUGCACACUCGACCGGAAACGACGCGGACGCAGCGUCGUAGCGUCGUCUGUUGCAAAAGAAGGCGGAGGAGAAGAGCCGUCCCCCGCAGAGCUGCACCGAGGUCUCCCUCUCCUGCACGCGGGAGAUGACGCGUCUGUAGCCGGCUUCCCUCGUCGCAGAGCGGGCUGUGCGGGCCGGUCCUUGGAGCGUGUCUGUGAUGGAGGCCAGAGGAGCCGACGCCCUCCUGCAGCGCCCCUGGCUCCCCGUGAGCAUCGGCGGCUGCCGGCUGCUCGCCAAGAGCUGCUUCGGGGAGGCGGCGUACCGCCUCCUGCUGACGGACGGGAGCUGUGUGUGGGAGGAGAGGAUGGACUCCGCCGCCAUCCAGAGGAGAGCGCAGGAGCUGAACAGACGUCUGCGGGCCAAGGUGGAGGCGUUCUUCUCCCACCUGUGUGAGGUGGCUCAGCCCUGCCUGACAGGAAGUGACGGGCAGGCCGACGGCGAGACCCAGAUCUCCCUGACGCGCCAGGAGGACGGAAACAUCGCGAUUAAGCUGAAGAGCGAGCUGGUGGGGCUGCCCUUCUACUGGGAGUUCCACUGCACCCCCGCCCCCGUCACUGUGGCAUGUGCUCAGCUGGUGCGCCCCCUGCUGGCGAUGAGCCACCUGCUGCAGUGGCAGGUGGAGCAGCUGGGAAGUCUGCUGGGGAGGAAAGAUGCAGAGAUCCAGGACUACAGAGAGAACGGAGCGGUGCUCAGCAGAGAGCGGCUGCAGACGGACGUCUUUGUGGAGAAAACGUACAGAGAGGACUUCAUGACAAAGGCUCUUCCUCUGCUCCCUGCUGACCGCUCCGGCCCUCUGGGCCUCGACGCCGACCUCCGACGUCUGUACGCGGUCGUCGUUGCCCACGACAACGCCCGCAAACGGUCUUCGGACCAGCGGCCGGCAGAAGAAGAAGAAGAAGCGGACGCCGCGGCGUCUUCAGGUGGAGCCGACCCCGGAGCAGGCGGGCCGGGGGACGCCGCUGCCGCAGCCAAGAUGGCCAACAGACCUGCAGAGCAACAGGUCGGACCCACUGAAGAAAAGCCUCGACCGGUGUCCAGAACUGCAGAGCGAGCGUCCUCCAAACCAAAGAAGAAGAAAGUGGGCCUGUUCCGAUGAGCGCGAGCAGUCAGGAAGAGCUUUUUAGAAGACAACGUGCUUUUCCUUUUAAACACAUUCUUAUUUUUAAACUUUUAUUUUGAAAUUGAUGUUUUUAUUGAUGUUUUUAAAAAAUCAGGGUUUAAGAUGUUAACAUACAAAAGGCUUUUAGAUGAAACAUGCUAUUGAAUAAUAAUCAAUAUUUUAAACUGUUUAAUUAAAGAUGAACGUCAUUUUUAA